UGCGACACCCGGACUAUGGUCAUGAGGUGGAAAACUGUGUCAGCCAUCUUCUUCUUGGUGGUGUUCUACCUCAUUAUUGGGGCAGCGGUGUUCAGAGCACUGGAGCAGCCUCAGGAGAGCUCCCAGAAGCUCGCAAUCCUGGCACAAAAACUUGAAUUCUUGGCCAUGCACGCCUGCGUGAACUCCUCUGAGCUGGAGGAUUUGGUGAAGCAAGUGGUUUCUGCAGUCCGAGCAAGUGUGAACCCUUCAGGAAAUGCAUCCAAUCAGACGAGCCUCUGGGACAUCAGUUCCUCCUUUUUCUUUGCCGGGACUGUUAUCACCACUAUCGGAUUUGGGAACAUCUCUCCUCACACAGAAGGCGGGCGGAUCUUCUGCAUAAUCUACGCUCUGCUUGGAAUUCCUCUGUUUGGGUUCUUGUUGGCUGGUGUCGGGGACCAGUUGGGAACCAUUUUUGGGAAGGGCAUCGCCAAAGUAGAGAAGAUGAUUGUGAAGUGGAAAGUCAGCCAGACGAAGAUCCGCGUCAUCUCCACGCUGAUCUUCAUCCUGUUCGGGUGCCUCAUCUUCGUGGCUCUGCCAGUCGUCAUCUUCAAGCAGAUAGAGGGCUGGAGCACGCUCGAGUCCAUCUACUUUGUCGUCAUCACGCUCACCACGAUUGGCUUCGGAGACUUUGUCGCCGGUGGGUUGGAGAAUCCAGAGUUUCUUAACUACUACAAGCCUGUGGUUUUGUUCUGGAUUCUGGUGGGCCUGGCGUACUUUGCCGCUGUGCUCAGCAUGAUAGGAGACUGGUUCCGGGUCAUCUCCAAGAAAACUAAAGAGGAGGUUGGGGAGUUUCGAGCUCACGCGGCCGAGUGGACAGCGAACGUGUCGGCAGAGUUCAAAGAGACCCGGCGACGACUCAGCGUUGACAUCUAUGACAAAUUCCAACGCGCCGCAUCCAUCAAGCGCAAGCUGUCGUCCGAGCUGGGAAUGAACACGGCCCUCAACCAGGAGAUGACCCCUGGCAAGAGGGCGCUGUCCUGCAGCCUGUGCGAGGACAGAGAGGCCUACCCCAACUUGACUCUCUCCCUCAGUCCCAUCACGGGGGGCCUGGCCAGGAAUGGCAGCCUCUACCUGAACGGCCUCAGCCCGGAGUACGCUGACCGGCAGGAGAUCGCCAUCAUCGAAAAUUUCAAAUGA
Molecule: messenger RNA, 1176 nt
Organism: Pseudoliparis swirei
Lineage: Eukaryota; Metazoa; Chordata; Actinopteri; Perciformes; Liparidae
Gene: kcnk2b
Product: potassium channel, subfamily K, member 2b
Exons: 6
Coding region: 16-1176 (386 amino acids)
Biological process (GO): potassium ion transmembrane transport; stabilization of membrane potential
Cellular component (GO): membrane
Molecular function (GO): potassium ion leak channel activity; outward rectifier potassium channel activity
Source: RefSeq, a predicted model, not a curated record